AUGAAUGGAGGCAGAUUUGACUUUGACGACGGCGGAACCUACGUAGGCGGAUGGGAAGAGGGCAAGGCGCACGGUCACGGCGUCUGUACCGGUCCACAGGCGAAAGGAGAGUACGCGGGCGCGUGGCACUACGGAUUCGAGGUGUCCGGAGUGUACACGUGGCCCUCCGGUAACACCUAUCAAGGACAGUGGCAGAACGGAAAACGGCACGGAUUGGGCGUGGAACAGCGGGGGAGAUGGCUGUACAAGUGAGUUGUUUCCGUCCUUCGAGAUGUUGAAAGAACGAUUUCAGGGGAGAAUGGACUCAAGGAUAUAAAGGACGGUACGGAGUGAGACAAUCGGCGAACUCGCAGGCCAGGUAUCAGGGCACCUGGUCGGCAGGAUUUCACGAUGGAUACGGAACGGAAAUUUACGUGGACUCGGGUGAGUAAGACAAGCACUCAGUGAGAAGUGGACGCGCCUUUGCCGCCACGUCACAUAAAUAUUUGCACACUUACGGUCGGAUGUGAUAGAUCAAAUGUUGCAGGAAGUUAUCAAGGUCAAUGGCUUCGAGGAAUGCGGCACGGUUAUGGAGUCAGGAAAAGUGCCACGUACGUAGCAGCCGCGAAGUUCCGAUCGAAAUCGCAGACGCAUGCAUCGUUAACGAGUCUGAGGAGUGGAAGAGUGGAAGAGGAGAAUGCAGAGGAACAUAGGCAUAGUAAGGGAAACUUCUGGGAGGAGAGAAAUGAACAUUUGAACUUUAGAAGAAGGACUGUCCGGACGAGGAGGCUUUGUGCUACGUGCCAACUCAGCAGCUCCGCAGCGACGACGAAGAUCCCUUUCGGAACGGAGUCUUGCUGUCAAACGAACGCUUUUGUCCGGAUUACGGAUCAAGAAACAACAUUCGACUGGAGACAUCCAUCAGAGAGUGGCUUCAAUGACAGGAAGCCUUCGAUCGAGUGGGUCCACGAUGAGUUGCACUUCGGAAGAUUCUCUUCAUCAUCACGGCCUCCAACAACCAGAAGAAGAGCCUGUUGAAGAAGCAGCCGUUGAAACUUACAUGGGUGAAUGGAAGAAUGACAUGCGAAGCGGAUUUGGAAUCUGCGAAAGAAGUGACGGAUUGAAGUGAGUGAUCAGACUUUGGAGAACCAUUAUAAACGAACUGAUGUUUAGGUACCAAGGAGAAUGGGCGAACAACGCAAAGUGUGGCUUCGGAGUGACGACGUUCAAAGACGGAACGAAAGAAGAAGGUCGAUACAAGAACAACAUCCUGAUCGCUUCUUCGCGACGGAAAGGAGUCAUCUUCAUGCGUGCCUCCAAGUUCCGCGAUAAAAUCGAACAGGCGAUUGAAGCGGCGAAGAGAGCGGCCAGCAUCGCCCAUCAGAAGGCAGACAUCGCUGCGAGCAGGACGUCGACGGCGAAGGAAAGGAGCGAAAGUGCCGCGUUCCUGGCCAGACAAGCGUGCGAAGACUCCGAACUGGCAAGAAUCCACGCGAAACAGUUCGACCCGAGCUUCAAACAGCCGGGAACCCGCCGUCUUCUGAAGGACAACAACGGCGGAGAGUCGUUCGGAACUGAUCUCUCGGACGCGAUUUCGUACUCGAGACAUAUUCCGUCGCGUCAGCACAGCAAACAACAUUCCUUCGAGCAGGUAAUCAAUUCGUUCUCCUCCGCAUCCGUACUGUAUAAGAGUGUUUCAGACGCUUUCCGUUGACAUGGCUGAUGACAUGACACCUCCGUCGAAGCAUUCCGCUUCUUAUCACAACCACGCCCCCAAUACCAACCACGUAGGAUUCCAUAAUCCGUACGGCUACCCAGAACCCUCUUCGUCGCAACUUCAGACGCCCAUCGACUCCCAUGAUCUCUCCCAUUCCUCCAAUCGCAUUCCAAACGCAAAUGUAGCCAUUGCCUUCGUAACCGCUCAGUCUUAUCAAUAUUUAAUUCAGGAUCACCUUAUUCCUUCCGUUUCUGUCGUUCAGGAAGAGGAGAAGCCUCUGGUCCUGCAGCAGCAGUCGCAUCUGCAGACAUCUCAGCCGGGCCCUUCCAAUCUGAACGCACAGCCACCGAACGUGAUGUCGUCGAGGUUCUCAUUGAGGUGAGUGGAGCAUCUGGAGCACGUCCAUCUGGAGCCAUUAACUCGUUUGCAGCGACGAUCAUUACGAUCAAUAUGUGAUGGCUGGCGGAAGCAACAGCCAACAGCAGCAGCAGCAGCAAAAGCUGCGACGCAAUCGGCCAUCGCUCAUGAGACAGGCGGAUGUCAACGAGUCUUGUGUACGUUUCUUCGCCGCGAGUCGAGUAGAAGAAGAGUGUUCAUCUUCUACUGCUGUCUCGUUACGCUCAUCCGCUUCCUCCCUCACACGUAUUAGUCGUUGUAAAGUAGGCGAGAGAGCGGAAGAGCCCCCGGAGACGUAGGCAACGAUGAAAUCGAUUUCAGACUGGUGGAGGCGCUGCGAGCGGGCUCAAUCGGAGGUCGACUCUUGCCUCGGCACGAGAUCGAAACGGCGAUGCCAACCAUCCGGGGGCCAUCGGAGCCGCGCACGCGGCAAAGCUGCAAUCGGCAGCCGGAGACGGAGAUAACAUGGGAAGUCUGCCGAACCUCGCCGAACUUGAAACUCAAGGGGUAUUGACUAUUCUGAAGGAACACGAAUGCGAAGUCUGAAUGAUUCCAGGUGCGGAUGAGGAGAGAAGAAGCGGCCCGUCUCGCCGGACAACGUCGACAAGAGGUGCUCCGCGAGCAGGACGAAGCCGCUCUCCUCCGAGCGAAUCCGCUCCGACACUUUCUGCAGCCAGCUUUCAGAGUGAGUCGAAAGAUCAUUUUAAUGAAUGACAUCUGCAGCGAAAUCUCACAAAUUCCUCGUUUCGCCGUAAUUUUUACAACGCAGAAAAGUUUACAUAAGUGUUUUUCUGCUCUCUCUCUCUCUCUCUCUCUCCCUCUUUCCACUUUUCACAUAAAUCUUGCAGGCGUGGCUGGUGCGUUGGCGCAUUCCGAUCCUUCUGGCAAUUGCGAACAUUUCGUUGCUCAUGCUCUUCUAUCAUCUGCUCACUUACGAGAAGAAGAAGAAGUCUUCUUCGUAG
Messenger RNA from Caenorhabditis sp. 36 PRJEB53466, 3054 nucleotides. The record is from the annotation of a GenBank genome assembly. Lineage: Eukaryota; Metazoa; Nematoda; Chromadorea; Rhabditida; Rhabditidae.